AUGGACACCGACGGCGUCGUCAGCCCCGGAGGCGAGCCGAGCCGACGGGAGGAGGGCCGUAUCGACGACGAUGAGGGUAUCGUGUCACAGCUCUCUAUUGACCUCAUUGCGAAGAAGCUGGAGGAUUUCGGCCAGGUGCUGGGCCAGAUGGAGAGUAGACCCCAAACAUCCACCCGCCCCAGUCCCAACAGCACCUGGACGCCGUCUUCUUCCCUCAAGCCGUCGCCAGAAACACAAUCGGCCGCCGAAAAGGUCUCGCCACAGGCGGGGAAAAGCAAGAUCGUGACCCCCAAAGUCGAGUACGAGGGAGAGACGUCCCUGUUGGCCCAGGCCGCGUUCGCGAACAAGUUCCUCCACGAGGUGGUGAGCAACCGGCAUUCGACAGACAUCACCGGGGAGAUGGUCUCCGUCCUGGGAACCCUGGGCCGAGCCCUCGGCAGACAGAAAGACCAGAACGACACCGAGUAUCUGUACCCAAACGCGCGCACGCUGGAGCCAGGGUCCAGUGUCCGAGACCUGCCCAUGCCCCCGGUCGAGGUGGUCUUUGUAUGCCUCCGAAUGGCGAAAGGUAUGCUAUGA
Colletotrichum higginsianum IMI 349063 is the source of this 579-nucleotide messenger RNA. Its product is annotated as Fungal specific transcription factor. The record is from RefSeq and is a predicted model, not a curated record. NCBI's taxonomy places the organism in Eukaryota, Fungi, Ascomycota, Sordariomycetes, Glomerellales, Glomerellaceae. The transcript has 2 exons. The coding region runs from base 1 to 579 and encodes 192 amino acids.